This is a messenger RNA of Phyllostomus discolor (pale spear-nosed bat), 3097 nucleotides long. It is a transcript of the gene SP100, whose product is annotated as SP100 nuclear antigen. NCBI's taxonomy places the organism in Eukaryota, Metazoa, Chordata, Mammalia, Chiroptera, Phyllostomidae. Gene Ontology annotation, biological process: regulation of transcription by RNA polymerase II. The transcript has 27 exons. The coding region runs from base 179 to 2848 and encodes 889 amino acids. Gene Ontology annotation, molecular function: protein binding; DNA-binding transcription factor activity, RNA polymerase II-specific; DNA binding. Gene Ontology annotation, cellular component: nucleus. The record is from RefSeq and is a predicted model, not a curated record.
UCCUUGUUUUUGGUGUCUUUGCACAAACAAGGGGACUCCUGGAAGCCUAUCCUGUUCAUGGCUGGGCGUCCCCCACCCCUGGCCCUCCAAGUCCUGACUGUCCCUCCUCGUCUUCCAUUCCUGCUGCCACAAUGUCCUGAUGGCUGAGAACCACGUCUGACUGCAGGAGGAGGGAGACAUGUCUGGCAACUCUCGGAAAGUUACUUUCACUUCUAUUUUCCCCUUUUGGGUGGAGCCCUGUCUGGGUGAGCUCGUUACACACUUCCUGCUCAUGGCUGGGCAGCGACACUGGAACCAGGCUGGGGACACAGGAGGGAUGGAAGAGCAGGCUCCAGGCCCAAGCAGGGCCCAGGGCAGGAUCAUGGCCAGUGGGGGCAGCAACCUCUGCACCAGGAUGUCCACAGAAGACCAGAGUAGAGACGAAAAGCUGAUCUAUGACAUUGUUUACAAGCACUUCAAAAGACAUAAGACCGAGAUUGCAGCUGCAAUAAAAAAAGAAUUUCCUUUCCUUGAGGUACUUCGUGACCGUGAAAUUAUCACCGAUAAAAUGUAUGAUGACUGUCAAGAAUCUUGUCGAAACCUGGUCCCUGUACAGAAAGUGGUGUACAAUGUUCUCAGGCAACUGGAGAACAAAUUUGACCUGCCACUUCUGGAAGCAUUGUUCACCGAGGUCAACAGACAGGAAUAUCCUGAAUUAAACAACAUUUAUAAAAGCUUUGAAAACGCAAUCCACGAGAAACUUUGUUACCAAGAGAGUGAUGGAGAAGAGACUGUGGAGAACCUUAACACCCCAUUGAGCCUUGAACAAGGACCCAGUGGGAACCCAUACCCAAGACUGUCCUGGAACGGCCCGCAUCGCUCAAAUCACAAUGGUACAGCUCCACCUGAAAAUGGACUCUCAGAGCACCUCUCUGAAACAGAACAGAUAAAUGCGAACAGAAAUGGUACAACCAAUGACAACAAUGCACCCGCAAACCGACAAGCAAAUGAACAACGUGCCCAAGAGUCUGAGCCAGCAGAAUUCUAUGAACCAGUACCCAUCGAAGGGAAUAAUGGAGAUGCAAGAAGUGGGACACCCAGCCCAUUGCCCCAUAAUGAAGAAGGAGCAGAGUUACCCAACCACAGAAUCAAACUAAAUUCCUGCUCUGUGUAUCUGGUGGAUAUAAAGAAGGAAAAGCCAUUUUUUGAUUCAGAACAUGAAAAGCAAACCCAAACAAGGACUCGCUGUAACCCGGCGUUGGACAUAAUAGUGAUCAGCAGUGACGACUCCACAGAAAUCAGUGAUGGAGACGAGCCCCCGGAAGCUUCCACCUCAGCAGUGACAAGGGAGCCUGGGCCCGUGAAUUUCAGGAAAUCAACUACAUGCAGGAAAAGAUUUUGGAUAACCGGGAGAAGUCAUGAAAGGUUUUCGGAGUCCAGUGCGGAUGAGGAGCCCCCCGGAGUGUGCAGCCCUGCACUGAGAAGUGAUUCUGAGGAGGAGGAUUUUCUGGAUUUUGGAAACCAGUCUACUUGCGGGAUGAGCAAUAAGAAAAGACGGAUCAGCACUGGUGACUCUCCAAAGCUGAACAGUGAAGAACAGCCUCAGGAAACUUUGCACUCAGCUCGAAGAAGUUGGUCAGGAGCAGAGCUCCGAGGACUUGGAAAUGAGAAGUGUCCCUGUGUCAUGUGUGUAUCAAAAGGUGUGCCAAGAGGCCAAGAAGCAAGGACUGAAAAUAGCCAAGCAUCUGAUAUGGAUAUCACGGAUAUUGGAAGAAAUUCUACUUUGGAAAAACACAGUGGAAAAAGAAGAGAAAAGAGAAAACACAUAGAUAAAACUAAGAGUUUUCUAAGAGUGGAAAACAGAAGUACAUAUAGAAUCCAAGCUCUGAAUUCCAGAGUCUCAAGGAUAAGAAACAAACCAAAAAGGAAAAAAGCAGUCAACCCUGGACCUUUGAAAAGAUGCAGAAAAAGAGCUCCAAGAAUUCCCAGAGAUACAAAUAUGGAUUUUCAACCUCCUAAACUUCUGGUGACCUGCGGUCAGGCGAAGGGGAUUUUAUGUAAGGAGUUGAUGAAACAAGGCAUCGCAGCGAAGUGUGUAGAGUUGACGGAUGGGAAGCAGCUCACCCUCAAGGAAUUCGAAAUCGAAGGGGACCAUGAAAAAUCCAAGAACUGGAGGCUGAGCGUGCGCUGCGGCGGCUGGCCCCUGAAGCUCCUGAUUCAGAAAGGAUUUCUGCCAGACCCACCAAGGACGAGAAAAAAGACAAUACCAGAGUCUCACAGCAAUGACUUCAUUGACCCAUAUCCGGAAAACUCCAACGAAUGUGAGGUGUGCCGUAGAAGAGGAAAGCUCUUCUGCUGUGAUACUUGUCCGAGGUCCUUUCAUGGCAAAUGCCACAUCCGUCGUAUUGAUCCUGACAGGAACCCAUGGAGUUGCAUCUUCUGCCAGAUGGGGGAAAAUGGCCCAGAAAAUCAACCAUGUCAUCAGGAGUCAGAGGUCCUGGAGAGGCAGAUGCUGAGCGAAGAGAAGUUGAAAUGUGAAUUCCUCCUCCUGAAGAUCUAUUCCUGUCCAGAAAGUUCCUUUUUUGCCUCAAAACCAUACUAUAGUAAACAGGCACCUCGGGGCCUGCAGAAGUACAUGUGGUUAGACAAGAUCAGGAGAAAGCUGACUUGGAAUUUAUACGGCCGAGUGAAGGAGUUUGUGCGGGACAUGCGCCUCAUCUUUCAGAACCACAGGACGUUUUACAGGGAACGUAAGUUCAUCAGGCUGGGACUUCAACUAGAGGCCAAAUUCGAGGACGAUUUCACAAACAUUUUUGCAGUUCAGAAAACCAGCCAGAACAGCUCUCAGCCCGAGCCCAUCAUUCUGUAAGGCCGACCGUUUUUUUUGCUUCCAUCUCCAGAGCCUCCAGCAGGGUGCGGCCAGGCGCCCGGGGUCCCAGGCCAUCUGCUGCUGUGCAAACAUCAUGUCACACUUCUCAUCUCACACUUUUUUGUUGCCAUUCCUGCUCAUUUAUUUUUCUAAAUAAAAUCUAAAAUUGCCUUGUCCAGUGCUCUUAUUGGAUAAUUGGGAGUGAAAUGUACAAUCGGAAAUAUGGAGUCUUUCUAUAAAGGAUCAUAU